GUCAUUUUGACAUUUCAAAGGAUUUUAUAGAACACUACACAUUUGUUGAAACAAAAGUUUGUUUAAUUUAAAAUUAAGAAAUUAACUAAAGUAAAUUAACAAAAAUCGACAAAAUGGGUGAUAAAAAUCAAGACCAAAGUAUUAUGGAUAAAUCCAUGCGUUCAGUAUUCGUGGGCAACAUUCCCUACGAAGCUACUGAAGAAAAGCUUAAAGAAAUUUUCAGUGAAGUUGGUCCAGUGUUAUCCUUAAAACUUGUAUUUGAUCGGGAAAGCGGCAAACCAAAAGGUUAUGGAUUCUGCGAGUACAAAGACCAAGAGACUGCUCUCAGUGCCAUGCGCAACUUGAAUGGCUAUGAAAUUGGAGGUCGUACUCUUCGAGUUGAUAAUGCUUGUACGGAGAAAUCUCGCAUGGAAAUGCAGCAACUGCUGCAGGGUCCUCAAGUGGAAAAUCCUUACGGAGACCAUUGCGAUCCAGAUGAGGCUCCUGAAAUCAUUACAAAAACUGUUGCCUCACUGCCGCCAGAGCAAAUGUAUGAAUUGAUGCGACAAAUGAAACUAUGCAUUCAAAACAAUCCCUCAGAAGCGCGCCAAAUGUUGCUGAUGAACCCACAACUGGCUUAUGCACUGCUCCAGUGCAUGGUCGUGAUGCGCAUUGUGGAUCCUCAAAAUGCCUUGGCGAUGCUGUUCAAGGCUAAUCAAAUGCCGCCAGUUCUGGGCACCAACUCUUUGACAGGACAACCUCAGCAGAUACCUCUCAUGUCUCAAUCACCCCUCAUUUCACAGCAACAACAACAGAAUACGCAGCAGCAAUCUUCGGCUGCAUUAAUGGCUAAUUUUGUCAUGCAGAACCAAGAUGUCGACUUGCGAGCAGUUGACCCUCGAGUUCUUGGCGAUCCUCGCGCCUUAGCCGAUCCACGUGCAAUUCAAGAUACUCGCAACAUCGAUCCCAGAAUGGGUCGCAAUAUGGAUCAAGAUAUGCGUGCUCUACCCAACCCAGUGCCGCCACCUUCAAUUGUUACGAAUCAGCAAAUAGAUCCGCGGGCGCAGAGAAUGCCCCAACCAGUGGCAGCGCCCGUACCGUUCCCAACAGAUCCACGCCAGAGGUCUGGCGAUCCACGAUUACGUCCGGGUAAUCCCGUUCCGACAGUACCCCAACCAGUGGCAGCACCGCAAACUGCCCAACAAAAUUUACAAAGCCGUCUCACUUCAAAUGGAAUUCCUAGCGAUGCCUCCGAUCAGGAGAAGGCUGCUCUUAUUAUGCAAGUUUUGCAAUUGUCUGACGAACAGAUUGCAAUGCUUCCGCCAGAACAACGUGCCAGUAUUUUGGUAUUAAAGGAACAAAUAGCAAAGAGUACACAACGUUAAUUCCAAAAUUAAUAAAAUAAAAACAAAAAACCAUUUUCACUUUAA
Episyrphus balteatus (marmalade hoverfly) is the source of this 1409-nucleotide messenger RNA. RefSeq names its product cleavage stimulation factor subunit 2 tau variant (gene CstF64). The record is from RefSeq and is a predicted model, not a curated record. Gene Ontology annotation, cellular component: mRNA cleavage and polyadenylation specificity factor complex. The transcript has 4 exons. The coding region runs from base 114 to 1364 and encodes 416 amino acids. Gene Ontology annotation, molecular function: mRNA binding. NCBI's taxonomy places the organism in Eukaryota, Metazoa, Arthropoda, Insecta, Diptera, Syrphidae. Gene Ontology annotation, biological process: mRNA 3'-end processing.